Molecule: messenger RNA, 666 nt
Organism: Aureobasidium melanogenum CBS 110374
Lineage: Eukaryota; Fungi; Ascomycota; Dothideomycetes; Dothideales; Saccotheciaceae
Exons: 1
Coding region: 1-666 (221 amino acids)
Molecular function (GO): nucleic acid binding
Source: RefSeq, a predicted model, not a curated record
AUGUCAGAGAGCGACGAUGAAUAUUACGAGGUGCCGCUGAAAGACCAGCGAUACUUUGGAGCGGGCAUCAAACGCCAGCGCGUCCAUUUCGUGCCUUCUUCGACCGAUGAGUCCACCACUCCUGCCGGCGCAUCCACUCCUUCGAACCUCUCGGCCAGCGAACGCUAUCUGCAAAUCGUCCUGGCCAAAGCCUCUUCCGAGCCACCGCCCUCCUCCUCUUCUGAGUCCCUGAGAACAUGCGACAUUUGCAAAACACAAUUUCAAGGUGACGAAGCAGAACAUUGUAGUUCUCUUGUUCACCAGAUCGCCCUCCCACAUUCCCACCCUCCGUCCGCUGUUGACAGAAACCGCAAAGGUCUCAGUAUUCUUCAAUCGUACGGCUGGAAUCCCGACGAGAGACUCGGUCUAGGCGCACAAAGAGAGGGCAUUCUACAUCCCAUCAAAGCAAAAGAGAAGCGCGAUACUGUCGGUCUGGGCGUCGACCUCAACAACGACGAACCCACCUUGAAGAAGAAGAGGAAGUCUGUACAACCCCCGAAGCCUGUCGAGAGAUUUGACGCUGGAAAGAUACGAAACCUCGAACAGAACAACAAGAAGAAGCAUGAAAGACUGCAAAGUCUGUUUUACUCCAACGACGAGGUCGACAAGUAUCUCGGUGCUGGAUGA